Symsagittifera roscoffensis is the source of this 229-nucleotide messenger RNA. Its product is annotated as heme A synthase-like. The record is from RefSeq and is a predicted model, not a curated record. Gene Ontology annotation, molecular function: oxidoreductase activity, acting on NAD(P)H, heme protein as acceptor. NCBI's taxonomy places the organism in Eukaryota, Metazoa, Xenacoelomorpha, Acoela, Convolutidae. Gene Ontology annotation, biological process: heme A biosynthetic process. The annotation marks the transcript as partial. Gene Ontology annotation, cellular component: mitochondrial inner membrane. The transcript has 2 exons.
AUGUCUAAUGUUAGAAAUUGGCUGAUUCUAUCUUCCUUCAUGGUUGUUUUGAUGGUUUUUUGGGGUGGUCUUACUAGAUUGACGCAUUCGGGUUUGUCUAUAACUGAUUGGCUUGUAUUAAUGAUAUGCAUGCAAGGGUUUUUUGGUUGGUAUAUGGUUAAAAGCGGUCUUUCUGAUGUUCCUUAUGUUAGCCACUAUAAACUAGCAUUGCAUCUAAUGACAGCUCUUU